GGGCGCGGCGGAGCGCGGCUGGCGUCGGCCCGGCCCGGCGGGAUUAAGUUUCCCGGUCACGCGUGAGUGUCGGUGCGCGUCUGUCCCGCCGUGACUGCAGAGGGGAGCGCGGGCCACCCCGGCUCCUGGUCCUCUCGUAACCCAGUCUGUCCGGGGCACCCUCGGCUGAGCCUGGCGUUUUGUUUCAGUCACUGUUUUAAUCAUUAUAGAAGAACAUUGAACUUUGAAAAAUAUGUUGGAAACCGUAGACAAAAACCGAGCCCUGCAGGCAGCAGAGCGCUUGCAAGCCAAGCUACGAGAACGUGGGGAUGUAGCAAAUGAAGAAAAACUGAGCCUUCUGAAGUCAGUUCUGCAGAGUCCACUCUUCAGCCAGAUUCUGAAUCUUCAGACUUCUAUACAGCAGCUGAAGGACCAGGUAAACAUUGCAACUCCAGCAACUUCAACUGUUGAACAAACCCACAUUCCUCAUCUUAAUUCUGCUGUGAUUCCGACUCUACCAAAUGAAUCCUUCUUAUUAUCUGCUAAUAAUGGGAAUCUGGAAGCACUUACAGGGCAUGGUACUCCACACAUCAAUGGGAAACCAGCUUGUGAUGAGCUGGAUCAGCUGAUCAAAAAUAUGGCUCAGGGUCGCCAUGUGGAAGUUUUUGAGCUCCUCAAACCUCCAUGUGGAGGCCUUGGGUUUAGUGUUGUGGGGCUCAGGAGUGGAAACAGGGGAGAGCUGGGAAUAUUUGUGCAAGAGAUCCAAGAGGGCAGUGUGGCUCACAGAGAUGGAAGACUGAAGGAAAACGAUCAGAUCCUUGCUAUCAAUGGACAAGUUCUUGAUCAGACAAUUACACACCAGCAGGCUAUCAAUAUCCUACAGAAGGCUAAAGAGACUGUCCAGCUAGUUAUUGCCAGAGGCUCCUUGCCCCAGGUCAUCAGCCCCCGAGUGUCCCGGUCUCCAUCUGCUGCCAGCACCGUCUCUGCUCACUCGAAUCCGGUUCACUGGCAGCAUGUGGAAACAAUUGAACUGGUGAAUGAUGGAUCCGGUCUGGGUUUUGGCAUCAUUGGUGGUAAAGCAACUGGUGUGAUAGUCAAAACUAUCCUGCCUGGAGGAGUAGCUGAUCAGCAUGGGAGGUUAUGCAGUGGAGACCACAUUCUCAAGAUUGGUGACACAGAUCUGGCAGGAAUGAGCAGUGAACAAGUAGCACAAGUCCUUAGACAGUGUGGAAAUAGAGUUAAGUUGAUGAUUGCAAGAGGUGCCGUGGAGGAAACAACAGCACCCACCACUGUGGGAAUCUCUUCCUCCCCGUCUUCUGCUCCAGAUAUGCGGGUUGAUGCCUCUACUCAAAAAAGUGAAGAAAGUGAGACCUUUGAUGUGGAACUCACUAAAAAUGUCCAAGGAUUAGGAAUUACAAUUGCUGGUUAUAUUGGAGACAAAAAAUUAGAACCUUCAGGAAUCUUUGUAAAGAGCAUUACAAAAAGCAGUGCUGUUGAACAUGACGGAAGAAUCCACAUUGGAGACCAGAUCAUAGCAGUGGAUGGCACAAGCCUUCAGGGAUUUACUAAUCAACAGGCAGUUGAGGUGUUGCGACACACCGGGCACACCGUACGCCUGACACUAAUGAGGAGAGGGAUGAGGGAGGACGCAGAGACCACACCAAGGGAGGACAUCACAGCAGACCCUGAAAUGUCUCUGGCAGUAGCCAGCGUAAGCAAAGAAAACUAUGAAAAAGAUGAAGAUUCCUUAUCAUCGAAGAGGAACACCAGCAUAUUACCAAUUGAAGAAGAAGGGUAUGCAUUGCUGUCUGCUGAGGUAGAAGAAACAGAAGAUGCACAGCAACAAGAAGCUACCCUGCUGACAAAGUGGCAGAGGAUCAUGGGAAUUAACUAUGAGAUAGUGGUGGCCCGUGUGAGCAAGUUUAGCGAGAGCAGUGGGCUGGGUAUAAGUCUAGAGGCAGCGGUGGGACAUCAUUUCAUCAGAUCCGUGCUACCUGAGGGGCCCAUUGGACACAGUGGGAAGCUCUUCAGUGGGGACGAGCUACUGGAAGUGAAUGGUGUAACUUUGCUUGGAGAAAAUCACCAGGAUGUGGUCAAUAUUUUAAAAGAAUUACCUAUAGAAGUGACAAUGGUGUGCUGCCGUCGAACUGUGCCAUCCACCGGCCAUUUAGAAUUGGAUACCCUGGACUUCACUGAUACUGAGAUAACAGAAAAGCCUCAUGUAGAUCUAGGUGAGCUCAUUGGGUCUUCAGAAACAGAGGACCCACUGCUGGUGCUGACUGAAGCCGGUCAGAAUGUGGAGGAGGUCCAAGCACCUUUGGCCAUGUGGGAGGCUGGUGUUCAGUACAUAGAGCUGGAGAAAGGAAGCAGAGGCCUUGGUUUUAGCAUUUUAGAUUACCAGGACCCAGUUGACCCAGCAAGCACUGUGAUUGUCAUUCGUUCUCUGGUGCCUGGUGGCAUUGCUGAGAAGGACGGGCGCCUUCUUCCUGGAGAUCGGCUCAUGUUUGUCAAUGACAUUAGCUUAGAGAACAGCAGUCUGGAAGAAGCUGUGGAUGCACUGAAGGGAGCCCCAGCUGGAACUGUGCGGAUAGGCGUGGCCAAGCCAUUACCUCUUUCUCCAGAAGAAGGUUAUGUGUCUGCUAAGGAGGAUUCUUUUUUCUACCCACCUCACCCCUGCGAGGAGCCAGGGCGAUCUGACAAAGGCCUCUUCAGGGCUGACUUAGCUCUGGUGGAGACACCAGAGGGUGAAUUAGUAGAUGAAUCUACUUUUGCAUCUCAGUACUCUCUGGAUAAGGACAGCGUCUACUCUACUCAAGCCUCUGUUUUGUCUCUUCAUGGCAGUGUUUGUAGUGAUGGCCUCAACUAUGGCCCCUCCCUUCCAGCAUCUUCUCCCAAGGAUAUUAGUGAAGAAUCUGAUCCAGCACUUGAUCUGCAUAUGUCCUUGGAAGAGCUUUAUGCCCAGAAUCUCCUGCAGAGACAGGAUGAGAAUCCACCUUCAGUGGAUCUGAGCAUGGGGACUGUUUCUGGCUUCACCAUGAAUGAUUAUACCCCUUCAAAUGCUAUGGAGCAGCAGUAUGAAUGUGAAAGCAGAAUAGCUUGGACUGAGUCUCAGUUACCCAGUGAUGUGAUGCCAUGCACUGACCUCGCUUCUCCUGAGCUACUUGAUUCAACUGGAAAGGGUUCUGAGUAUUUGAUUGAACAGCGCUCCCUGGCCUGUAAUGCCGAAAGUGUCAUACUGCAGAAUAUGUCCAAAGAAUCUUUUGAGAGGACUAUUACUAUAGCAAAAGGCAAUUCUAGUCUAGGGAUGACAGUAAGUGCUAAUAAAGAUGGCUUGGGGAUGAUUGUUCGAAGCAUUAUUCAUGGAGGUGCCAUUAGUCGAGAUGGCCGGAUUGCUAUUGGGGACUGCAUUUUGUCUAUCAAUGAAGAAUCUACCAUCAGUUUAACCAAUGCCCAAGCACGAGCCAUGUUGAGAAGACAUUCUCUCAUUGGACCUGAUAUAAAAAUUACUUACAUACCUGCAGAACAUUUGGAGGAAUUUAGAAUAAGCUUGGGACAGCAAUCUGGAGGAAUAAUGGCCCUGGAUAUUUUUUCUUCAUACACUGGAAGAGACAUUCCAGAAUUACCAGAACGGGAAGAAGGAGAAGGAGAAGAAAGUGAACUUCAGAAUGCAGCCUAUAGCAAUUGGAAUCAGCCCAGGCGGGUUGAACUUUGGAGAGAACCAAGCAAGUCCUUGGGCAUCAGCAUUGUUGGUGGACGAGGUAUGGGGAGUCGUCUAAGCAAUGGAGAAGUUAUGAGAGGCAUUUUCAUCAAACAUGUUCUUGAGGAUAGUCCAGCUGGCAAAAAUGGAACCUUGAAACCUGGAGACAGAAUAGUAGAGGUGGAUGGAAUGGACCUCAGAGAUGCAAGCCACGAGCAAGCUGUGGAAGCCAUUCGGAAAGCAGGCAGCCCUGUAGUCUUUAUGGUACAGAGCAUUAUAAACAGACCGAGGAAAUCCCCUUUGCCUACCUUGCCGCACAACCUUUACCCUAAGUACAACUUCAGCAGCACUAACCCAUUUGCUGACUCUCUCCAGUUCACCGCUGACAAGGCACCCAGUCAGUCAGAGCCAGAGCCAGAGCAAGAGCCAGAGCCAGAGCAAGCUCCAUUGUGUGGUAGGCCUUCACCAUCUCCUUCAGCAUUGGCAGAAAUGGAUAGUGAUCACACACAGUCAGCUGCAACCACAGUCUCAGAAGAUGUGGACCAGGAGGAUGAGUUUGGUUACAGCUGGAAGACUAUCAGAGAGCGUUAUGGAACCCUAGCAGGAGAGCUCCAUAUGAUUGAACUGGAAAAAGGUCGUAGCGGUUUGGGUUUAAGUCUUGCUGGAAAUAAAGAUCGAACCAGAAUGAGUGUUUUUAUUGUGGGGAUUGACCCAAAUGGAGCAGCAGGGAGAGACGGACGAUUGCAGGUUGCAGAUGAGCUUCUGGAGAUCAAUGGCCAAAUUUUAUAUGGAAGAAGUCAUCAGAAUGCUUCAUCAAUCAUCAAAUGUGCUCCUUCUAAAGUAAAAAUAAUUUUUAUAAGAAAUAAAGAUGCUGUGAGUCAGAUGGCUGUAUGUCCUGGAAGUACAGUAGAAACUCUGUCUUCUGCCUCAGAGAAUCUUCAAAGCAAGGAGGCAUUUGUGGAACCAAAUGUUACUACUUCUGAUGCAACUGUGGACUUCAGUUUAUUCAAAAAUGUGCACCAUCUAGAGCUUCCCAAGGAUCAAGGGGGUUUGGGCAUUGCUAUCAGUGAAGAAGAUACCUGCAGUGGAGUCAUCAUAAAGAGUUUAACGGAGCAUGGGGUAGCAGCCAAGGAUGGACGACUCAAAAUUGGAGAUCAGAUCUUGGCUGUGGAUGAUGAAAUUGUUGUUGGCUAUCCUGUUGAAAAGUUUAUUAGCCUUCUGAAGAUAGCAAAGACAACAGUAAAACUGACAGUUUGUGCUGAGAAUCCAGAUUCCCAAGCAGCUGGUGCAGCCAAUGGAGAAAAAAAGAUCAGCUCCAAGCCUCCUGCAGUCCCACAGUCUGGUGCCUCUGAACUGGAACAGGAGCCCAUGCGAAGUUCCAGCAGGUCAUCAACACCAGCGAUCUUUGCUUCUGAUCCUGCAACCUGCCCCAUUAUCCCUGGCUGUGAAACAACAAUUGAGAUUUCCAAAGGGCGCACGGGUCUGGGCCUAAGCAUUGUUGGGGGAUCUGACACAUUGCUGGGUGCCAUUAUUAUCCAUGAAGUUUAUGAAGAAGGUGCAGCAUGUAAGGAUGGAAGACUUUGGGCUGGAGAUCAGAUUUUAGAGGUGAAUGGAAUUGACUUGAGAAAGGCCACACAUGAUGAAGCAAUCAAUGUCCUGAGACAGACACCACAAAGAGUGCGGCUAACCCUCUAUCGAGAUGAAACCCCAUACAAAGAGGAGGAUGUGUGCGAUGCCCUUACCAUUGAGCUACAGAAGAAGCCUGGAAAAGGCCUGGGAUUGAGUAUUGUUGGUAAAAGAAAUGACACUGGGGUGUUUGUGUCCGACAUUGUCAAAGGAGGAAUUGCAGAUGCUGAUGGAAGACUGAUGCAGGGAGACCAGAUACUGACUGUGAAUGGAGAAGAUGUCCGUAAUGCCACUCAGGAAGCCGUUGCUGCUUUGCUGAAGUGUUCCUUAGGCACAGUGACCCUGGAAGUUGGUAGAAUGAAAGCUGGCCCAUUUCAUUCAGAGAGGAGGCCUUCUCAAAGUAGCCAGGUGAGUGAAGGCAGCCUGUCAUCUUUCACUGUUCCUCUGCCUGGAAUAAGUACAUCAGAGACACCAGAAGGUAGCUCAAAGAAGAAUGCAUCAGCAUCUGAAAUACAGGGGUUAAGAACAGUUGAAAUAAAAAAGGGGCCUACUGAUUCACUGGGGAUCAGCAUUGCUGGAGGAGUGGGCAGCCCUCUAGGGGAUGUUCCAAUAUUUAUUGCAAUGAUGCACCCAAACGGUGUGGCAGCUCAGACGCAAAAGCUCAGAGUUGGUGAUCGGAUUGUCACUAUAUGUGGGACAUCCACAGAAGGAAUGACUCACACUCAAGCAGUCAGUUUGCUGAAAAAUGCCUCAGGCUCCAUUGAAGUACAGGUGGUUGCUGGAGGCGAUGUGAGCGUGGUCACAGGGCAUCAGCAGGAGCCUGUCAAUUCAAGUCUUUCUUUCACUGGACUCACGUCAAGCAGUAUAUUUCAGGAUGAUUUAGGACCUCCGCAGUGUAAAUCUAUUAGCCUAGACCGAGGACCAGAUGGCUUAGGCUUCAGCAUAGUAGGAGGAUAUGGCAGCCCUCAUGGAGACUUACCCAUUUAUGUUAAAACUGUGUUUGCAAAGGGAGCAGCCUCUGAAGAUGGCCGUCUAAAAAGAGGUGAUCAGAUCAUUGCUGUCAAUGGGCAGAGUCUAGAAGGGGUAACCCAUGAAGAAGCUGUGGCCGUCCUUAAACGGACAAAGGGCACUGUCACAUUGAUGGUACUUUCCUGAAUUGACUACCAGAACUGAACCAAUCCAACACCUCUGUCACCUCCCACUGUAAGGGGACUGGUGCUGGUCUUGUGGAUGAUAUUUCUUAUGCUCUAGUCAUGGGCCUUCAAAAUAGUAGAGGAAAAAAAAUAAUAAGGUUGUUUUCCAAGUAUGGAAAUAGUUACUCCACUGAAAACUCAAAGUCAUUUUUCUUUUCUCCUUGCUUCCUGUGAAGCUAAGCUCAAAGAAAGGAAUUGUUGCAUAGGUUUUCCAUUAAAGCUACUGCUUUGUAUUUACAUGUACAGAAAUUAUUGUGUGCUCAUCUUGGUAGUAGAGAGAGAAAAGGUAAUUCUAAAGCUAGCUAAGAGAAGUGGCUAUUCAGAUGAGAAAUGAAAACAAUGGGGAAAAUGUUGGGUAGUUUUAUAAAAAUGCCUCAAUUUGGCAAUCCAACUAUCUUCCCUACUGCAAACUUUAAAAAUCAUAUUCAAAAAUUCAAAUGCCCUUUUAUCAGCUUUAAGUAUUGCCUGUUACAAAAAAAUUACUUCUCCCUACUUCUCACACACUUCUUUUCUGCUAAAAUUAGUUUCUAUGAUUGAAGGACUGGUGAAUAUAUGAACUUUUCCUAAUUUUGUCUAGAAAAAAAUAUUUAAUUUACAAGUGGAUGUUUAUUUUUGUUUUUUAACCUGUUAUAAAGUAUUUUCAUACUGCUGUAAGUAAAUGAAGAUGCUACUCCAUGUUGACAAUGGGUUUUCUAGAAAGUAAGAAUGCUAAACAUGGAGGAACAUGGGAGCCAAGAUCUUGGAGUGCUGAUGUUAACAACUGAGAUAACCCUGAAAAUGUGUUUAUAUGUUGUGUAAUUGUUUUUCAAUUAGUAUUGAUCUUAAUGACAGACGAAAAAACAAUGUGUUAGUUAUUACUUUGGUUGUAUGUGAUUAGUGAGUUGAUAGAAAAAUGAACCGAAUUAACAUAACUUCAUUUGAUUGCCUUAUAUUAACGUUUAUAAUACAAUAGUUUAAGACUAAGAGAGACAGAUGGAGCUGUUUAUUGAGACAACUGGCAAGAUAUUAUCAUGUGUUCAUUCCCAUUUUAGAGCGUGAAACUCCUACAUUAGAAUAUAUAAAGUUGCUUUAAAUAUUAUCUAUAUUUGUAACAGAAGUAGUGUACAGAUAUUUUAUUACAGCAUUUUUGUGUAAAUGCAGAAUUAAAGUCAAUAAAUAAGUUUCAGUGCACA
Molecule: messenger RNA, 7667 nt
Organism: Dipodomys spectabilis (banner-tailed kangaroo rat)
Lineage: Eukaryota; Metazoa; Chordata; Mammalia; Rodentia; Heteromyidae
Gene: Mpdz
Product: multiple PDZ domain crumbs cell polarity complex component
Exons: 47
Coding region: 233-6457 (2074 amino acids)
Molecular function (GO): protein binding
Source: RefSeq, a predicted model, not a curated record